UAAAAAUAAAAAAAAUAAAUACAAAUAAACAAAUUUGCUAAUUUUUUUUUUUUCUUUAAAUGGCAAUAGUGAAAAAAAAUAAAAAAAUAAAAAAAAAUGACAACACCAACAUUACCAAAUCUUUCACAAAUAUCAAAUCUUCAAGGAAUGCAACCACAGCAACAAAUGAAUCAAUAUGGUAUGCCAAAUUUACCACCACCAUCGAUGAUUAAUCAAAUGAACCCACAAGGUUUAGGCAUUGGUUUACAAUCACACGGUAUGGGCAUGGGAUCUCAAAUGCAUCACAUUCAAAAUAUAUCAGCUGGUGGUGGUAUGAACCCAAUGAGUGGUUUAAUGGGUCUUUCUGGAUUAACACCAAUUGGUAUGGGUCCAAUGGGAACAACAACUACCACUUCAUCAUCUUCAACUACAUCAACUUCAAGUUCAACAGGACUUUCAAAUGGCACAAUGCCAACAUCAACUUCACCAAUUCAACAGCAAGUGCAACAAAUUCCACAACAACAACCUCAAAUGAUGGGUAAUCCUUCUAAUAUGGGUGGUUCUGUUGCCGCAUCUUCAGUUAAUGCUUCAGCCAAUGCUUCAGCAGCCGAUAAAAGAUUAAGAGGAAGACCAAGAAAGAACCCUCCAACCGAACCAAAAGAUACAUCUGGACCAAAGAGAAAGAGAGGAAGACCACCAAAGCUUGACCAAGAUGGUAAUCCACAACCAAAGGUUGUCCCUGUCCCAGGUUCAAGUAAUAAAAAGAGAGGAAGACCAAAGAAACCAAAGGAAGAAGGAGAUAAUGAUGCCAAUAAUACAUCAUUUUCCGAUAGUAAUAACGAUACUCCAAAAAAGAGAGGUAGACCACCAAAGCCAAAGGGUGAGGGUAGUCCAUCAUCCACUCCAACACAAAAUAAUAAUAAUAAUAAUAAUAGAAGCGGUAUACAAAAUCUUCAAAGUGUAGCUGAUCAACAACAACCACAACAACAACAACAACAACAACAACAACAUAAUAAUACUGAUGGCAGUAACAACGUCAACAAAGGCUUUAAUGAUAAUGGUAGCAUGGAUUCAUUUACCCCGAACUUCUCUUUCUUCCAUUAGGACAUUUUCAGUAUUUUUCUUUUAAAAAAUUAUUUAUAAAUUAUUAAAUUUAUUAUUUAGUAAAAAAACACAAAAAAAAUCAAUAAUUUUCAACAUCCAAACAAUCGCAACUAUAAAUAACAAAAAAAAAACCAAACAAAAAACCAAAUAUCAUCAAUCAAAUCCAAUCUUAUUAUAUUGUAUUAUUUUUUUCAAAAACAAAAGAUUGGUUAUCGCAUCAUUCACCUUACGUUUAUCUUUUUUUUUUUAAAAAAAAAAAAAAAAAUUAAAAAAAAAAAAAAAAAUAAAAAAUAAAUAAAUUUAAAAAUAUAAUUAAAUU
Dictyostelium purpureum is the source of this 1402-nucleotide messenger RNA. RefSeq lists its product as uncharacterized. The coding region runs from base 97 to 1083 and encodes 328 amino acids. Gene Ontology annotation, molecular function: DNA binding. NCBI's taxonomy places the organism in Eukaryota, Evosea, Eumycetozoa, Dictyosteliales, Dictyosteliaceae. Gene Ontology annotation, biological process: regulation of DNA-templated transcription. The record is from RefSeq and is a predicted model, not a curated record. Gene Ontology annotation, cellular component: nucleus; chromatin. The transcript has a single exon.